Molecule: messenger RNA, 774 nt
Organism: Striga asiatica
Lineage: Eukaryota; Viridiplantae; Streptophyta; Magnoliopsida; Lamiales; Orobanchaceae
Source: the annotation of a GenBank genome assembly
UUGGAGUCUUGGGACCUGAAAGACCCGGGUUCCCCUGCCUCAAAUAGGAUUGCAGAUGAUAUGGAUCUACAUUUGUCUUCUGAGUGGGCCCACGAGCCCGCGACCCGGAUGGCGGUCGCGGGCCAGGACAUCCUCUUUGUGACUCCACACACGACCGAUUUGUUGGACUCGGAAGGCCUCUGUGGGAUCGACUACAGGGGAUCCGGACUCCUGGCCAGUGUGACUAUUGAUUUUGAUGUGAAUAGAUAUGAGGCGGAGGGUGGGGAUCUGGUGAGGUGCUCCUCACUGGGGAAUUGGGCUGUUUUCGUGGGGAACUGUAGCCACGCGGUUGCGUUGCCUGCGGCCCAGCUGCCUGGGCUCAGGCCCAACUCCAUUUACUUCACGGAUUUGGAAGACACCGAGGUGUUUGAGAAUGAUGAACUGAUGAACGGCCACGACAUUGGGAUUUUCGAUUGCGAGAAGAAGACCGUGUUACCGUAUGGAGGCUACCAUGUUCUGGACGAGUCGACUCACUACAUUAUCGAUCUCCGCCCGACGGCACAACAGUUAUGGAAGCCGCCGAUCAGUGUUUCGGGACAAAACGACAAAGGAGGCGAGGGCAUCUCCGCCCGACGGCACAACAGUUAUGGAAGCCGCGGAUCAGUGUUUCGGGACAAAACGACAAAGGAGGCGAGGGCACCUCCGCCCGACGGCACAACAGUUAUGGAAGCCGCGGAUCAGUGUUUCGGGACAAAACAACAAAGGAGGCGAGGGCAGGGUUCAAAAGUCAAAUGA